This is a messenger RNA of Penicillium cataractarum, 471 nucleotides long. RefSeq lists its product as uncharacterized. The transcript has a single exon. NCBI's taxonomy places the organism in Eukaryota, Fungi, Ascomycota, Eurotiomycetes, Eurotiales, Aspergillaceae. The coding region runs from base 1 to 471 and encodes 156 amino acids. The record is from RefSeq and is a predicted model, not a curated record.
AUGGACCUGGGUCUCAAGCUUGACAAGCAUUUCCUGCCAUCGAGGCACGAGAUUAUCGCAUUGGGCUCGGGUUUUGGAAAGGCCGUCGUUUCGAGCCUCGACUUUGGAGAGAAGGUCAUCAUUUCGAGCCUCAAUUUUGGCGAGGAGCUCAUCAUACUUGGCCUGGACUUUCGCUUCCAGCCGAGCAAGCUUCGCAUCAUAGUCCUCGUGUUGGAGAUUGAUCGACUUCAGCAUCAUGUUGAGGUACUUAUUUGGGGCGCUCUCGGCGAUGAGUUUCUUGAGAUCCAGAGCGACUUCAAUACCGGGUGGACCACCAAUUCGAAGCACGCUCUGGUAACCAUACUCCGUAACAGCUUCGUACAAGCUAAUCCGGGCAUUGGCCGCCUCUCGGAUGGGGUCAUAUGGUUUUUCGUAUUGUCCCGCCAUGGUGAAGUCUGGAGAUGGUCAGUAAACGCAGCGAACAUAAGUUGA